AUGGCCCUAAUCUAUCCCUUCACCAUGUUGACAUCAGUUUUUAUUGAAACCUCAGGAGCUGUUGUGAGACCUGUGAUUUCCUUCUCCCCAAACUGGAGCCCAAUAUUCACAGGAGAAUCUGUAACUCUGACCUGUAAUGUGGCUCCUACUGCCCAAGGGAACCUGGAAUAUUCCUGGUACAGGGAUGAAUACUGGAUACCUGGGAAUCAGCAGAGACUUGUCAUUGGUAGUGGCAUAAAGUCAGACAGUGGGGAUUAUCAGUGUCAGACCGGUGUCAAUAAAAUAAGUUACCCUGUUAGACUGGAUAUUAAGUCACUUCGGCUCAUCCUGCAGGCGCCCCCUGUUGUUCAUGAAGGAGACUCCCUGUCUCUCAGGUGUCACAGUUGGACUGGAUAUUACACAACAACACCAGUAUUUUACAAGGACAAUGAGAUCAUUGAGUCCCCAGUCAGUGAGUCUGAGUUACACAUAGGAAGAGUGGAUGUUACUGCGUCUGGUACUUACAAGUGUAAAAAAGAAUUCUAUUUUGAUAAUCCUUACACGAUUGGUUAUCGCACUUACACUGAUGAAAAAUACAUUUUAGUCUCAGAGCUUUUUACUGCACCCCAAAUAAAAGUGAGUCCAGAUCAGGUGACAAAAAGAGAUCACAUGACCAUAACAUGUGACACAAAGCUCAGCCCACACAGAGAGACUACAGAGCUACAGUUUGUUUUCUACAGAAAUGGGCACAAUGUGCAGGGAUUCAGUUUAUCCAACCAAUAUGGAGUCCCCUCAGCUCAGCUGGAGGAUUCUGGGAAUUAUACCUGUGAGGUACAAACUCCAACUGGCAGUGUGAGGAUGAGGAGUAGUGUGGUACAUAAUCACAUACAGGAACUGUUCACCUUACCGCAAGUAAAAGUGAGUCCAGAUCAGGUGACAGAAGGAGAUCACAUGACCAUAACAUGUGACACAAAGCUCAGCCCACACAGAGCGACCACAGAGCUACAGUUUGUUUUCUACAGAAAUGGGCACAAUGUGCAGGGAUUCAGUUUAUCCAACCAAUAUGGAGUCCCCUCAGCUCAGCUGGAGGAUUCUGGGAAUUAUACCUGUGAGGUACAAACUCCAACUGGCAGUAUGAGGAAGAGGAGCAAUGUGUCAUAUAUCCAGAUACAGGAGCUCUUCUCUUUCCCACAAAUAAAAGUUAGCCUACACCGAUUGGUAGAAGGAGAUCACAUAACCAUGAUAUGUGACACAAAGCUCAGCCCACACAGAGAGACUACAGAGCUACAGUUUGCUUUCUACAGAAAUGGGCACAAUGUGCAGGGAUUCAGUUUAUCCAACCAAUAUGGAGUCCCCUCAGCUCAGCUGGAGGAUUCUGGGAAUUAUACCUGUGAGGUACAAACUCCAACUGGCAGUGUGAGAAAGAGGAGCAAAGAGUCACAUAUUGAAAUACAAAAUGGGCAUCUGGCUUACCUGGUACCAACUCUCUCAAGGAUGCUAGCAGUGCUGGGUAUCAUUGCUAUAGUCAUCUUUAUCUUCAAGUUUCGAUCAAGUUGUUGUCCUCUGCAUCACUUCAAAACAGAUAGGAACUCAUCUAAUACCAAUGAUAGUACAAUAAUAAAUAUUGUUAUUAACUGUGCCAGUACAGGGAGUGAUGAAGAGAUGCACAGUCCACCAAUGUUGAAUGAAGAUAUAGCAGACGUGGCCAGUUGUGGUUUCCAUGUGGAAGAAGAUAUCUGUUAUACCUCCAUUUAUUUCAGUCACAGCCAAAAAGAUUCUCCUGUGCAGAGCAAUAACAAUGAUAUGUCUGUUACAUACGCUGUAAUAAAGGGAGGCCACAGAAAGAAAGACAAACUGCCAACCCCCAACCAAGAGAUCUCCAACACCUCCUGCAUCUACGGCAAUAUCAACUCUGAAUAAAGUCAACAAAAGCUUAAUCUCUGACUGCUCAAUAGAGUAAACUUCUAUUUUG
Molecule: messenger RNA, 1951 nt
Organism: Xenopus laevis (African clawed frog)
Lineage: Eukaryota; Metazoa; Chordata; Amphibia; Anura; Pipidae
Product: Fc receptor-like protein 3
Exons: 13
Coding region: 1-1899 (632 amino acids)
Source: RefSeq, a predicted model, not a curated record